This is a messenger RNA of Pistacia vera, 3313 nucleotides long. RefSeq lists its product as uncharacterized. The transcript is spliced from 5 exons. The coding region runs from base 125 to 3157 and encodes 1010 amino acids. Lineage: Eukaryota; Viridiplantae; Streptophyta; Magnoliopsida; Sapindales; Anacardiaceae. The record is from RefSeq and is a predicted model, not a curated record.
UUUGUAAUGUGGAGAGCUUGGUUUGGGGUUUUGUAAUGUGGUGGGAUUUGUUUGAGUAGAGUUUGUGGAGGUUUUUUGGGCUAGGUUUCGUUUACAUUUUGUUGUUAGUUUAUCAGUGAGAGAGAUGAAUGAAAACACAGGGAAAACGGCGCCUUGUUUGGCGAUAACAGAGAAGCGGGCGCAUAGACCUGGAGGUUGUGUAGGUAUUUUCUUUCAACUCUUUGAUUGGAACCGUAGAUUUGCUAAGAAGAAGCUCUUCUCUAGAAAAUUACUCCCUCCAGCUCGAGCAAAACAAGUUUCAAAUAAGUUUGGAGGGGAUGAGAAGAUGCCCAAAACCAAGCUUCACUUGAUUGCUGAUGAGAACAGUGGGGGCUUCCCUAAUGUGAAGAAAAGUGGUAACCGUAGUAGUAGUGUUGAUUUAGAGACCAAGCAUGAGAUGAAAGCUCCGAGUUUGGUUGCUAGGCUGAUGGGUCUUGAAUCUAUGCCUACUCUACAAAAGGAUAAGCCCAAGAAACCUUCCUUUUCGGGUUCUUGUGAUGUUAGAGAAGAGAAGUUUGUGAAUGAACAUAGUGGAUCUAACAGGGAAGAUUCAAGUUCGGAGAAAGGUGGUGCAAGGAUUGAAUCUAGGCCUCAGAAGAUACAAAAGACUGGGCAGUCUGAGAGACGGGCAGUGACUAGGUUUGGAGCUGAGGCAUUGCAAAUUAAGAGUGUUUUGUCUCGAUCAAGAAAGCACCAGUCCAAAUUUGCUUCUCCUGUGAAGAGUCCCAGGGUUUCCUCUGCAAGGAAUGUGUCAAGGACCUCUAGAUUGAUUGAUGCUGCUACUAAAAUUUUGGAGCCUGGUCUGCAAGCUACUAAUAGAGCAAAAUCUGCACUUACUUAUUCAAGUUCGACUCAUUAUGCUGUCACGAAUGAGGUUUUUACAGAGGCAAGAAUGGGGGGUAUGUCUCCGGAAUUUUCAAAACAAUCUGGUUAUAAUGUAAGCGCAGGUAAAUCUUUGAUGGCACAUACUUCUUGUAGAAAUUGUGGUAAUUUCCUUGAUGUUGUGGACUGCCAACCAAAUGUGGAAGAACAACCUUUUGUUUAUUCAUCCCCUGAUUCAAAUUUAGUCAAUAUCUCUUCUCCGGGAUCUGGAAAGAGUAAAUCAAAGCUACCCAUGUCAUCCAUUGACAGAGAAAGAGUUGCCAAUUUUCAGCAAUGUGACCAACCUAUGUCUCUGGGUGCUGUAGAAAAGGAUAAGUGCAAUAUGCGAUCAGUUAGGACACGCAGUCCAGAUAGGAAGCCUCCAUUGCAGGAAGGCCAAGUUCAGUGGCAUUUGACUAGUCAGCAGCGCAAGCCUCAGAAAGAGGAACCAUCUUCAUUUAAUUUAAAGCAAAAGACUCAAAACCAAAAUCGGAUGUCCUUGGAUGGAGAUAGGAUCCCGUCAAGGGCCAAACUGAGUAAUCUGCAAAGCAAGAGAGUCUCUUCACCUGUAAAUACUGUUUCGGGGGCCAAAGAUUUUGUUGCUUUAAACCGAAGUUUAAGUGGUCGCACCCGGGCUAGGGUUCCUGCCAAACUAGAGAAUUCUACUUCUGAAGCAGAGAGAAAAUCUUUUAACCAGCAAGAUAACUCUUUAUCACAGUUAAGGACCCCGGUACGGAAGAGGAGGACUGUUGGUGUAAAUGGACAGGUUGAAAGUACUGCCUCUGUCAAUUCCAUGCUAGGAAAACAAAGAAAUGUUAGGUGCGAUGUGGGGAAUGGAAAAGAGAUAGGUCAAAACGCAUGUUCCGUGGAUCAGAGUUCUGCCAAAAAUAGAGCAGCCAGGCACAGGGAUGGUAGUAGACCCAAUGGAAAUAAGGAAAGUGAUGUUAUUUCUUUUACAUUUAAUUCUCCAAUUAGACACAAGAAAGGAAUUUCCGCUGAGGUGAAAGAGCAAAUCAAGGAUGAAAAUGACUUUGGCAGUAGGAAUGCAUGCUGGCGAAAGAAAGUGGAUGAAAAUGAUGGCUUGUCUCUGCAAAAGCAAUGGCCAUUGAGAGGAGAUGCUUUAGGUGCCCUGCUAGAGGAAAAAUUGAAGGAAUUGACUUCACAAGAGGAUGAAUUGAUAACAGCAGGUUCCUCACCUAAGAGGUCCACUGCUAUGAUUCUUCAAGAGCUUAUAUCGGCUUUGACUGCAGACCAGCCUAUCCCUCGGGAAGGUCAUGUAUCUGAUACAGAUGUAGCUUUCCAGGUUGGUUCUCUCAUCACUGGCAUACUCGUUUUUGCGACUUGGUGCAACAUUAACUCAAAUCAUUUGAAAACAGUUGUUCCUGACAAGUAUUGUUUCUUCUGUACUUCUCAGACAAAGGAUACGUUGUUUGGAUUUGCAUGUGAUGGUGAUCAUCUUAGUCCUGGUUCUGUUCUUGAAGCUUCAUUUUCGAAUGACAGCUGCUUCUCCAGUAGCCUAGAUGAUAGCUCAGGACAUAGGCUGCAUGUUGAUUCCAUGGAUUACUCCCAAGAUCAGUUGCGUCCAACAGAACCUGAUACAGACCUUCUGGAUUCUGCAACCUCAUUAAGCAAAGGAAGGGCUGGUAAUCAAAUGGUGAUUGAACUCAUGAACCAAAUUUCUAGAUUGCUGCAUAGUAUCAAUUAUGCUGGUCUAGGAUUAACAGGAAGCAAGCUAACUUAUGCAAAGGAUGUUAUCUUGAAUGCUGAGCUGUUGUUUGGAAACACGAGUCUUCUAAAUUCUGGUGGAGUGAGAGACUUUCUUGUAUCUCCAUUUGUAUUUGAUGAACUUGAAGUUCUUGCUACUGCUAUGUGGCCAAAUUUUAAUUGCCUUCUUGGGUUUGAAGAGACAAAAGAGGGUGCUCAGCUUAGAGGAUUUCUUUUUGACUGUGUGAUAGAAUGUUUUGACGUAAAAUAUAGUCGGCACUGUAACUCCGGUUUCAAAGCUUGGAUGAGAUUGCCUUUACGUAUGAAAGCAGAGAUGCUGAUUCGAGAGGUUGGGGAGGAGGUUAUAAGGUGGACUCAUUUGGCUGGUAUGACUCCUGACGAGAUAAUAGAAUGCGAGAUGAGUCAUUCCUUGGGGAAAUGGACAGACUCUAAUAUAGAAGCAUUUGAAACCGGUGCUGAAAUUGGCUUGGACAUACUCCAAAUUUUGGUUGAGGAGAUUGUGAUAGACAUCUGGGAGUGCAAACACUUCUGAAUUUCAUGAAGCCCCUCUGUUUUGUGAGUUACUUUUGUUAGGAAGAUGGUAUUUUUUGUACAAAUGGAUGGGAUGGUGUUCAUUAACAAGGGCUAAUUGGAUUUGUAGAGAGCAUUUUAUGUAUGCAUAUGCUUUUCUUUUGAUCAUUUGAUGUAA